Messenger RNA from Prunus persica (peach), 1326 nucleotides. RefSeq lists its product as uncharacterized. Gene Ontology annotation, biological process: proteolysis. The transcript is spliced from 7 exons. Gene Ontology annotation, molecular function: cysteine-type peptidase activity. The coding region runs from base 1 to 1326 and encodes 441 amino acids. The record is from RefSeq and is a predicted model, not a curated record. Lineage: Eukaryota; Viridiplantae; Streptophyta; Magnoliopsida; Rosales; Rosaceae.
AUGCAGGAAAAAGAAAAAGAAGAUGAUGAGGGACAAAAAGGAGAAGCAGAGGAAGCUGGAAAAGAACCUCUUGCAAUUCAAGACCUCUUGGUGAAGUCUAUGACAGACCAAAUCAACUACCGCCAACAAGAAGAUCCCAGCUUCGUUUGCCCGGAAAGAUUACAACUGUGGAAGGAUGAAAAAAAUGAAGACAGUGAGAAGAAAAUGAAGGACUUGUGGGAUAUAUUUAUCCAAGCAGAAAAGAGAUCAAAGGAGCUGGAAGUGGAGUUGGCAACAUACAUAGAGAAAUUAGAUAAUGAAGAAUGUUUAACACAAGAGGCAUCUAAGCCCGAUGCCACAAAUCCAAUUCCUGAUCCCCCAAAAGGAACGAGCCUUCAUGAUUCAAUACCUGUGGAUCUGCAACAAUCAAGUGAUGAAGAUGAAGGACAAAAAAAGCCAACAAAGAAAAAACUAGGAUGGGGUCAGAGGAAGGUGUGGCAGAAAAUUCCAAAGGCGGACAGGGAAAGAAUUGAAAAGCACUACUUAAGUACUCAACCUCGUGAUAUCUUUUGGGCAGGACUCAAUAGUGAGAAAGUGACAAACCAUGAUAUCAAAGAUAUUGUAUGGGACCUGGAACUGUCACAAAACGUUAUUGAGGCCUAUAUCCAAAUAGAGGAGGAUAAAAUAGACCCCAUGCAGACAGAGAGUCCACAGUACAUGUCCACAUGGACUUGGGCUUACAUGCAAAGCUUCGAAGAGCCAUUUUGGCACAGGGCCCUGUAUGAACACUUACUUGAAAAACUCGGGAAAUGCAGUGUUCUUUUCUUCCCGAUUAUUUCACAAGAAGAGUUCCACUUCACACUUCUCACAUUUCACAAAAAUGAACGAAAGUGGAGACACUACAAUCCACUUAGAUCGUUGGGACAUAGAAAAGAAGAAAGGUGCAUUGACAUUGCUCGAAACUUUGUUAAUAUUGUUGAAGGGUGGCUAGAAUAUAUAAGACCUCAAGCACGAGUGUUCAUAGAAACUAAAAAAAAACCAACAAUUGUGAAGCAAAAGGAAGGGCCCCCGACACUUGUACAAAAAGAUUUGACUCCAACUGAAGAACUCACUCUCAAUUGGAUUAUGCAAAAUCCAUUGCAGUUUCCAUUUGAGGAUGACAUGGAAUGUGCUCAACAAACUGUAUCUUCAUUGGAUUGCGGCAUGUUCGUCAUGUUCUAUAUGGAUAAAAUAGCACAAGGACAGCCCAUUCCAAAAAGCGUGGACAAGAAAUUUAUGAAUGAAUAUCGAGCACAAUAUGUCACAAAACUCCUACACCACAAAAACUGUGUAAUUAAUCGUCUCUAG